AUGCUGGGAGGCGCUGGACUGAAAGGCCGAGGCGCAAUGCCGGCCAUGGCACGCCAACGGGUCGCCGGUUACUCUCGUUCGGUUUGUUCCGUCGCAAUGUCCUCGCUCCGUUCGCGACCCGCGAGCCUCUCGUCAGUCCGGAUCGGAGGGCUUCAUCGGUCUCUAAAUGCCUCCCCGUCGCUCCGUUCCGCCUGGGCCAUCCCCGGGGUGUCGGCCGCGCGAUUCAACUCCACUUCGUCCACCCCCCCGACCAGCGGCGCUGCAGCGACCCCGACGGAUCUCCCAGAUGUCCCAGCGAAUGGGACUGACGUCGCCGACCUAUCGGCCCUCGACAUCAACUCGAUCCCCGAGAAGAUUGGGUACCUGAAGGAUCUGGGGCUGGACUUCGGCUGGGGCCCGUCCGCGAUGAUCGAGUACUUGAUCGAGCAUAUUCACAUCUGGUCCGGCCUGCCGUGGUGGGCCAGUAUCGUGGGAACCGGCCUGUUGAUCCGUCUGGCCCUCCUCAAACCCAUGUUCGGCGCGGCGGACACCUCCGCUAAGAUCAAUAACGUAAAGCACAUCACGACCCCUCUUCGCGCCGAUAUGAUCAAACACACCCGUGACGGCAACACGUCCGCCGCGGCGAAAGCCCGGGUGGAUAUGACUGAGUUGCACCGCGAACACGGAAUCAAGCCCUGGAAAUCGUUCGUCCCGUUCCUCCAGAUUCCCUUUGGAAUCGGCUGCUUCCGCGUGGUUCGCGGCAUGUCGGAGCUGCCGGUGCCUGGGCUGGCCGCGGAGUCGGUGGCCUGGUUGCAGGAUCUGACGGUGGCUGAUCCGUUCUACAUCCUCCCCGCGAUUUCGUCCAUCGCGAUGUACCUCAGCAUGAAGAAAGGAGGAGAGAAUGGCAUGCAGGAAAUGCAGAACUCGGCAUUUGGGAAAAUCUUCUUCUACGGCAUGCCCGCCAUCUCUUUCGCCUUCAUGGCUUUCUUCCCCAGUGCGCUCCAGCUCUACUUCACCGCAACGAGUAUUUUCGCCCUGGGCCAAGCCCACCUGAUGAACUCCAAGUCCUUCCGAAAGGCAAUGAACAUCGCCCUGCCUAACCCGCCGACAGAGGCAGACCGGGCCGAGCAAGCCCAAAAGAUCCGCAUGCUGACCGAGCUCCUGAACAAGAAGCCCGAGCCGGCCGUGUCGGCAGCAGCAGCGGAGAAAGACAAGGGGCCCUUCAUGGCGAGGCUCCAGAAGGAGUUCCACUCCAAGAUGGACGAGAUCCGCGGCUCGGCCCCGAAGACCAACGCCGACGGGUCCCCCGCGGAAGCGCCCCGGCUGAGCGAGAAGGACCGCGAGCUGGCGAACAACUACGAGAAGCGACGACGGGAGGAGGAGGAGUGGAAGCGCGAGGAGCGCAACCAUGCGCGCCGCGCGGCGCACCUGCGGACGCUUGAGCAGGAGCGUGAGCGGGCCCGGACGGCUUGGAAGAGCGCGGCUGCUGCUUCUUCCCCCGCGAAGAAGCAGUGAGAGGCACUGAUUGGGCGAUGAGUAGAGGUGGGAGUUUGGGAUUCCUUCAGCUUGUACUAUAUGACAUCUUCCUCGCAUUGUUGGUUUACGAUAGGUAUAUUAGGUCAUAGAUUGGCUGUAUUGCAC
Molecule: messenger RNA, 1620 nt
Organism: Aspergillus campestris IBT 28561
Lineage: Eukaryota; Fungi; Ascomycota; Eurotiomycetes; Eurotiales; Aspergillaceae
Product: membrane insertase OXA1
Exons: 3
Coding region: 1-1494 (497 amino acids)
Biological process (GO): protein insertion into mitochondrial inner membrane from matrix; mitochondrial respiratory chain complex IV assembly
Cellular component (GO): mitochondrial inner membrane
Molecular function (GO): membrane insertase activity
Source: RefSeq, a predicted model, not a curated record